This is a messenger RNA of Zymoseptoria tritici IPO323, 1686 nucleotides long. RefSeq lists its product as uncharacterized. The record is from RefSeq and is a predicted model, not a curated record. NCBI's taxonomy places the organism in Eukaryota, Fungi, Ascomycota, Dothideomycetes, Mycosphaerellales, Mycosphaerellaceae. The coding region runs from base 1 to 1686 and encodes 561 amino acids. The transcript has 2 exons.
AUGCCAGGCCGAGCUAUGGCGAGCAUCGAUGUCUCGCUGGGUGCGAUAGACUUGUUCUCGACAGCCUCGGACCUCCAGCUACAUCUUGAAAGCCAUGCCCGUAUUGCUUCCUCCGCUGACGAGGCGGACGGUAUACUGGACCGACUGACGGACACAGCACUGACAUGCCCACCCAAAGACCUUUGGAUCACUCGUGGGAACGACUUCAGACUGACAAUUCGCAUCAAUGUCGACCUCGAAAGCCUUGGCCGAGAUCAACUGACACGAGCGUUUGCCCACGAUCUAUACCACGAAAAGCUCUUUGAAGCAUUGCAACUCGAGAUUGUGUCAAUGGAGGUCGCCUGCCAUGAAGAUGUGAAUGUGAGUGUCAUAACCCUCAAUCUCGCUCGUGCAAGCGUCAGUCUGAGCUCGCCAAUGCACAAGCUUGCAGAAGGCGUGCCUUUUGAUGAUGUCCAUCCGCCUAUUGGAAUUCAUGAGCUGGAAAUGGUUUCUGUGCAGCUUCAUAUACACGUCAAGUCUGAGCUCCGGACAAAUCUCUGGAUCGUCGACACCCGGACGGACAAUAACAGCCACAGGCCAGACGACACUUCGAAUCCGAGGAGAGAUCACGCAAGCUCCAUCGAAUCUGCAGGCUCUGAAGCCGAAGACGAGGACAUGCUGUUUGGAGCCACCGACUGCAACGACGACAUGCUUGCCGGAGCAGAUGAUGGAAACACGAAGGUGAUGCAGCAGCCUAACCGACCAGACGAUUCUUCUCUCAAGCGUGCGGCGAGCGUUGCAAAGCCACUUUCAGCGAUGGACCCACCCAAGCAAUUGAUGCUCGAACUCCUCGACGCUGGCCUGCGACAGUCGAUAGCUGGCUCUCCCAAGCGUGCUUCGAAACGUAUCGCAGUGAGCGGAAUCGAGUCGUUCCAGCCCUUAGCUGACAUCGCACCAGCUCUCUGGUCACCGAGCUACCAGCUCGCAAUCUCACAACGAGCGAUAUUGACCCCAACGAUCACUCACGCUCUAGUCAAGGUCGGCUGUACAUCGGCACGUCGCGAAAGCCUGCGGGUGAAGUUGGGAGAGCUCAGCCGUCGAUCGGAGCUGCUUGACAGUCGUUGCAGUGGUUCUGGAGCAAGGGACGUGCAGAGUGUUCAAGGGUCGAUCAGCAGGAUCUUGUGGCAAGCAUCGCAGACGUCUUUGCUUGAUCCAGAUUCUGCAGCGAAGUUGACAUCAAGUACAGCAAGUCGAAGAGCUGGAAAACAUGACAAGCGGGAUAUUGCUGUCAGUGCACUCGAUGCUAUGUCAACUCGAACCAUACUCGAUAACGGAGGUACUGAGCAUGAGUCAGAGUUUCCGAGCCAUGGUUCUCAAGCCACGGCGCGGCAAAGGCGGAGGACAUCUUCCGGCUCCGGAGUAUAUCGGCCUGUCGAGAGUACCUCGGAACAUACAGGGCCAGUCUAUCGAGGCGUAGCGUUCAAUAACUUCACCAACACAAUGCCCCCGAACAGCGAUUCUGGCGUUGAAGAUGAUAUGCUUCUCAUCUACGACAGCCUUGCUCCCGCCACAGGAUCUGCCGAAAGACACUCGGCCGGAGCCGAACUGCACGAGAUGGAGCAAGAGUGGGGGGUUGGCCGCGCUACCUUGGAGCCCGACCGGACAGGAGAUGAAGAAAUGCUUUUCGAUGAUCUCUGCUCUUCGUGA